This is a messenger RNA of Nanorana parkeri, 5093 nucleotides long. It is a transcript of the gene COL4A5, whose product is annotated as collagen type IV alpha 5 chain. Gene Ontology annotation, cellular component: collagen trimer; basement membrane. Gene Ontology annotation, molecular function: extracellular matrix structural constituent. NCBI's taxonomy places the organism in Eukaryota, Metazoa, Chordata, Amphibia, Anura, Dicroglossidae. Bases 91 to 4140 code for a protein of 1349 amino acids. The record is from RefSeq and is a predicted model, not a curated record. The transcript is spliced from 41 exons.
CCAGGAAUACAGGGACCAUCUGGGCGUCCAGGACCUGCAGGUUUACCGGGACCACCAGGAACACCUGGAAUUCCAGGACCGAAGGGUAACAUGGGCUUAAAUUUCCAAGGAUCUAAAGGAGAAAAGGGUGAUCCAGGCCUACAGGGACCACCUGGACCUCCAGGACAAUCAACAGAGCAGAAGGAACCAGGGGACAGUCAAGUCCAGAAAGGGGAAAAGGGUGGAAAAGGCGAGCAAGGUUAUGAUGGAGCACCGGGGCUUCAAGGUCCUCCGGGCCCUUCUGGUGGUUCAAAGGGACAAAAAGGUGAAUCAGGAGACCUAGGAAAAAUAGGAAAACCUGGGAAGGAAGGGAGAAGUGGGUUCCCUGGUGCUGAGGGUCCUUCUGGUGAUCGUGGUUUUCCAGGAAGUCCGGGCAGAGAUGGGGAAAGGGGUCAAAAGGGUGAUCGUGGUGUCCCUGGACCUCCUGGUGAAGUCAUUGGAGGUCAAGAUCCAGUUACCAUAGGACCCAAAGGAAACACUGGACCCCCAGGAUUAUCAGGAAGCAAAGGAGAGCGUGGCUUUCCAGGUUCACAAGGUCCACCUGGCCUCCCUGGUCCUCCAGGUACCUCCUUCCCAGGUCUUCCUGGAGACCCUGGUCUGCCAGGGGAAAGGGGACAGAAAGGAGAUGAAGGUCCACAAGGAAUAUCUAUACCAGGUUCCCCAGGUCAGGAGGGACGCCAAGGAGUUCCUGGUCCUCCAGGACCACCUGGACCACCUGGACCAUUCACUCCUGCUGGAGUCUGUAAACCAGGGGAACCAGGCCUUCCCGGCAUUCCAGGUGAUUCAGGACUUUCAGGAGAAAGAGGACAGAAAGGUGACAAGGGAGAUACAUGCUACAACUGCAUAGGAAAUGGUGGCGAAGGACUGCAGGGAGACCCUGGUCCUCCUGGUCAACCCGGAAGCCCAGGACAGCCUGGUUUUACUGGGCCAAAAGGUGAUCCUGGUCUUCCUGGCUUGACAGGUCCUUCUGGGCCCCCCGGAUUUAAUGGCAUUCCUGGAGGCCCCGGUCGGCCUGGUCCUAAAGGGGAUCCUGGUGAUGUUAUUGCACUGCCUGGACUAAAAGGAGAGAAGGGGGACCCAGGAUUCCCAGGACCAGCAGGCAGUCCAGGUUUAGAUGGCAAUUUCGGAAGGGACGGAAUCCCAGGACUUCCAGGUCCUAAAGGAGAACCUGGUGGUCUCGCCUUCAAAGGUGAACGUGGCCCAUCUGGUGAGCCUGGACUUCCUGGCCUCCCUGGUGAUAGAGGCCCUUUAGGUCCUCCUGGCUUUGGUCCUGCUGGUCCAUCUGGUGAGAAAGGAGUGCAGGGAGUAUCUGGUCGUCCAGGAGCACCCGGAGCUCCAGGUGUUAAAGGACCACCUGGUCAGACUGUAACAGAGAAAGGAGUACAAGGGCCCAAAGGUUCUCCUGGGAACACAGGUCCUCCAGGAUCACCAGGUGACCCUGGGCAAAAUGGACAGCCAGGGCUUCCUGGAUCACAAGGAUUGCCAGGUUUUGGGGGUCAGGGCCCUCCUGGUUCACCAGGGCUACCUGGACCAGCUGGUCCUCCAGGUCAACCAGGAUUUCCAGGUAUACAAGGUGACAAAGGGGAUUCUGGUCCUCCAGGAUUUGAUAUUCCCGGGCCACAGGGAGAACGUGGUAAUCCUGGAUUUCCUGGAGAACGUGGAUUUCCAGGACCCCCCGGGCCACCUGGAUUUCAAGGUCGUGAUGGGAUACCAGGCGCUAGCGGCGCAAAGGGUGAUAUGGGAGCAAUGGGACCACCUGGACCAGCUGGAAAUUCUGGUGCUCCAGGAAGUCCUGGUUUUCCUGGUCCAAAAGGUCUUGAUGGAUUUCCUGGGCAGCCAGGCUUAAACGGCAAUACUGGCUCUAGAGGUGACAAGGGAGAACGUGGUCUUAUGGGCCCACCAGGACAGACUAGUGCAGGACUUCUUAAUAAAGGAAGUAAAGGAGAGCCUGGGCGAGAUGGUUCGCCUGGAUUAAAUGGAGAAAAAGGCUACAGUGGCAUGCCUGGUAAUCCCGGAACACCAGGUCAAAGUGGGCCCACAGGACCUCCAGGUUUACAAGGACCUAAAGGAGAUGCUGGCUUUCCUGGACAGCCUGGAUUACCUGGGUCAUCUGGACCAAAGGGGAACAUGGGAGAAAUGGGACUUCCCGGGCCACUGGGUGAAAAGGGCUUUCCUGGACAGCCAGGGCGCCCUGGAUCACCGGGACCUCCAGGAUUUAGUGGGUCGAGAGGUGAAAAAGGUGAACCAGGACUUUCAGGCAUGGGACAACCUGGCUUGCCUGGACAAAAGGGUGAUCCUGGGCCAGGUGGUUUUCCUGGCUCUUCUGGAAGUAAAGGAGAAGCAGGAAGCCCUGGAUUACCAGGAUUACCAGGUGCUUUAGGCCCUAAAGGAGAUCCAGGUUCCCCAGGAUUUUCAGGUGCUCCAGGUAUUCCUGGAUCUAAAGGACUUGAUGGACCUCCAGGGAACCCCGGGAGUCCAGGCUCAUCAGGACCAAGGGGAGAAUUUGGUCGUCCUGGGUCACCAGGAUCUCCAGGUGAAAAAGGUCAGCCUGGUCAAGAUGGAAUUCCUGGGCCUGCUGGUCUGAAAGGCGAACCAGGAUUACCCGGUUUUGGAUCCCCAGGAUUGUCUGGACUUCCUGGGAGUCCAGGUGCAAAGGGUGAGCCAGGAAUUUCUGGACCUCCCGGAUCUCCUGGAUUUCCGGGUCUAAAAGGAGACAGUGGUUAUCCUGGAGGUCCAGGUAGCCCAGGACCACCAGGACAACCAGGUCUCUCAGGGCUAGUCACACCAGGUCCCAAAGGAAAUCCUGGACCAGCAGGAACUCCUGGAAGACAAGGCCCUGAAGGUCCACCUGGCCCAGAAGGACCCCGUGGCCCCCCUGGCAGUGCAAGCUUUAAAGGUGACAAAGGAAAUCCUGGAAUACCUGGACAGCCCGGAUUCCCAGGACCUAAAGGAGACCCAGGAACGCCAGGUGUUCCGGGUGAUCCUGGAAGACCAGGUCUAAAUGGAAUGAAAGGAGAUCAGGGAGUUCCAGGCGUGCCAGGAUUCCCAGGUAUGAAAGGGCCCAGUGGUCCUCCUGGUUUGUCUGGCAGUAAAGGUGACCUAGGUAACCCAGGUCUUCAAGGUCUGCCAGGACCACCUGGUCCCAAAGGUGAGUUCAAGACAAUACAGGGACCACCUGGACAACCAGGACGUCCAGGAAACCUGGGACCUCCUGGACCGCCAGGACCCCCCGGAUUACCAGGUCCCUUGGGGCCAUCAGGUGACCCUGGCAGAGAUGGACUUCCAGGGUUUGAAGGACAGUUAGGACGCAAAGGUGACAAAGGUCCACCAGGACAACCAGGAUCAAGAGGAAACCAAGGUCCUCCAGGUCCAGAUGGAUUGCAAGGUCCUCCCGGUCCAGCUGGUUUAGGAUCUGUAGCUCAUGGAUUCCUUAUUACGCGCCACAGUCAGUCUACAGAUUCCCCACCUUGUCCUCAGGGAACUGCCAGAGUCUAUGAUGGGUAUUCUCUUCUCUACGUACAAGGAAAUGAAAGAGCCCAUGGUCAGGAUCUGGGUACUGCUGGUAGCUGCCUGCGACGCUUCAGCACCAUGCCUUUUAUGUUUUGCAAUAUCAACAAUGUAUGUAAUUUUGCAUCAAGAAAUGAUUACUCUUAUUGGCUCUCUACGCCAGAGCUGAUGCCAGCAAAUAUGGAGCCCCUAAGGGGAAGAGAGAUUCAGCCUUUUAUAAGCCGGUGCACUGUUUGUGAAACUCCUGCCAUGGUGAUUGCCAUUCACAGCCAAACCAUUCAGAUUCCUCCAUGUCCUCAAGGGUGGUCUUCUCUCUGGAUUGGCUAUUCAUUCAUGAUGCAUACAAGUGCUGGUGCAGAAGGCUCAGGACAAGCUUUAGCAUCUCCUGGAUCAUGUUUAGAGGAAUUCCGCUCUGCUCCUUUUAUUGAAUGUCACGGCCGCGGUACUUGCAACUACUAUGCAAACUCAUACAGUUUCUGGCUGGCCACGGUGGACCUUGCUGAAAUGUUUAGUAAACCUCAGUCUGAAACACUAAAAGCUGGAGACUUGAGAACACGCGUCAGUCGAUGCCAAGUAUGUAUGAAGAGGACGUAACGUUUUAGAGAACUGGCUACCUGUGGAAGAAAGCUUAGGUCGGAAUUGUCCUUUGUGACAAUGGUGCUACUGUGUAGAUAAAGUAAGAACCAGAUACUGUUUUAAAUAAAUUCAAAUGUACCUCACCAAAGUGCCAUAUUGAGGAUUGUCUGGUGCAUUUUGACGAACGGACUGAGAAAAAGAUUAACCUCUGCUGAGAGAGAAACCUGAGUUUUCGCAAAGGAUCACAUGAAGUUUUUUUCCCAGUACCAAAAUGGCACUUUCUUUUUUUUAUAAUCAGCUACACGAAGAAACGCACUGAGUAUGUUUAAAAUAACGAGGCUGCAGUUUUGGAAAACAUUUUUUUCAUGGUGCUACUAACCCUUCCAUACCCUGGGUUUCAAAAUAUAAAAAAAUGCUAAGCUUAUUUCUCUUUGUAAGUAAUGAAAUGUGUAUAUUGUGUAAAACACUUUUUUUUUUUUAGUUUGUCAGUGAAAUAAUUAAGGAAAAUACAAGUAUAAAAUCAUGUUUUCACGAUGUCACAAGUAUGCAAGGCCCGCUAUCAUAGUCAUUCAGCAGUAUUUGUAAAAAUAAUAAUUUUCUAAUUCCUAUAUGAGAAUACUACUGAUUUUAUAGCUUGCAUUUUCCCUCCUUGUUUAAUUGGAUUUUUGGCAAUGUAUGAUAAGUAUGUCUGUGGCCACACCGAUUUUAUUGUUAAUACUGUCUCCGUGCAAUUCCGUUUGGGUUUUUUAAACGUUUUGUUUUUGUACACUGAACACACACUAUAACUAGCCAUAUUCUUUCUAGCAUUUAAAUAAGACAGACACACAGAAGACAUGCAUAAUAUGUUAGUUUACCAAUCAGAAGCAGCCUUUUCAGGAACCACCAAAGUAUUUACACCUAUAAAAAAAAAGUGUUGUCUUGUAUCUUGAAUCUAGCGUGAAUGAAAUAAAGAGAGAUUGGCUAUAUCAGUA